AUUAAAACAUGCCAGAUUACAGCUGAAUAAAUCAUGGUUGUAUUAUUAAUGGUUAAAAAAAAUUCCAUGGCAACAUUAUGUACUCUUAAAAACACCUUUAAGUUUGUAACUUAAUUUUUUUUUUGCAAAGUCUAAAAAUUUGCAACGUUGAGUCAGAGCAAGAGAAAAUACCUCAUUAUUUCCUCAAGGCCAGAGGCAUCAUAAAUUAAUGAUCAAUUUAGGAGGCUCUAAGGCAACACAUUUUUUCAAAGUUUUGCAUAAAGAUGAAUUUUUACUACAGAAGUUAAUAUGAAAACUGCCGCGACUGGCUUUCGAGUUUGCUCAACUAUCGAGAAAUUUAACCCACCCCUAGCCCCCCCGAGUGUUUUAGAUGAGGUUUAAGGCUUUGUAAACGCGAAAACCACGCGUAUCUAAAACAUAACAAACACGUUUACACGCUCUCGUCAAAACACGUCUAUAAAUCAAUAACAAGAGAGUGCGCACCGUCAGUUAUCAGUGGGUUAUCUUUUGAAAAAUAAAAAGUUUAUCUGAAAAUAUCAUUACUAUUUCACGAGAAAAGAGAAAUUCUUACAAAAUGGGACAACUAUCAUCAUUGAGUGCAGCAGAUAUCGCUAAGUACGAAACAAUUUAUCACGGGAAAGUUAUUAUUUUCCUUUAAUUGGCGUGAAAUGACGAGGAAUUGAAUUUCUCGUCAUUUCACGUCAAAUAAAUGGAAAUCUUUUUGGGUUUUAGGUAGAAAGACACUAAGGCGCCAAUUAUUACUCUCCACGAACAGGCAUGAUCAAGAUAUUAAUUUUGAAAUGAUCACUGGCAGAAAUAAUUUUAAAACCUUCUUUUCGAGUAGUAAUAGCAUUACGUAGAUAAAAGAAAAUACAGAAAAAUAGCAGCACCAUUACCGAAGCUUCUUUCAUGUGCACCGUUUUCAAAUCGUUGAACUAAAAAGGAUCGUCAAUGGUAAUUUGAUAAUAUAAAAAUAAAUUAAAUAAAAUUUUUAAAAUAUCGAGAGUAUGGCAAACGCCAAAUAAUGGUUACGGAAAAUCUAUUAUUUGACACUACCACGAAUUUAAAGCAUCCAUUGUAUUAGGAGGCAGCGUGUCUCUAUAAACAAUUCUCUACAAUUGUGUGAGCGAGCCAGUUCAAGAUUCCUGUGUUUUAGCAAUCGAAAUCUUUUUGAGAAAAACAGGAAACCGACAGCUCCUUAACGAUCAAACAUUUUCGUACAGUGGCAAGCUGGAGGGUCGAAGUAGACCGAACAAUUUCAUCCAGUAGUCACGCAUGUCGAAAAGCCGUGCGCUUGUUUGAUCGUUUGGUAAUCCGUCUUAAAUGCGGCAAACACCAUUUGGAACGAAAAUGUUGAAUGGUUUAGCCAGGGGCUAAGGAAGAGUCAAUGACAAAAAUGCUGGUAAGAAAUGCGCUUAAUUUGAAGAAACAUUUCUUUUUCAAGAAUCCUUUUGCAAACUCAAGAUAAGCAAACGGCCUUAAUUUGUUUCUAUCUAAACAGGUUCAUUGACAUGUCAUUUUUGUCUUGAUUUUCAGAGCGCAACGCAUUGUUGAGAACAGCAAUUUCCGAACAGCCAAGACUUAAAAGAUCAUGAUAUGACUGCUUCCACGCCUUCAGGCUUAAAGCUGUGCUUGAACCAUACACGCUAAUCAGCAAUCAUGUCUGAGCAAAACUCAGCCUUACCUAACUUAACUACAUCUCCACCAACGACUCAAGCCAGGGAUGGAGAAUCAAUAGAUUCUGAUGACGCGACAUGGAUUCUGACAAGUGCCUUCAUUAUUUUCACAAUGCAGUCUGGCUUCGGUCUCCUCGAAUCCGGCAUGGCGUCAAGAAAAAACGAAGCUAACAUCAUGGUCAAGAACGCAGUUGAUGUCAUCUAUGGUGGAUUGUCCUAUUGGCUUUUCGGGUUCGCGCUCAGUUUUGGAAAAGAGCAAAUUGGGAAUGGCUUCCUCGGCUUGGGAUAUUUUCUGACGGACGCAGACGAAAGCGAAAUGGGGCAGGUGUUCUCAAAAUAUUUUUUUCAACUCUCUUUUUCUACGACGGCGACAACAAUUGUUUCCGGAGCAAUGGCGGAAAGAACAAACUUAAAAGCCUACACACUUUAUUCGUUUUUGAACACUUUGACUUACACCCUCCCAGCUCACUGGAUUUGGGCUGACAAUGGCUGGCUUCGGAGAAUGGGGGCCGUAGACAUCGCCGGCUGCGGAGCAGUGCAUUUAGUCGGAGGUGUUAGUGGUCUGGUGGCGACGAUAAUAUUGAAGCCUCGAACGGGAAGAUUUGACACAAAUUCUCCGCCACUGCAAAUGGCCUCUCCGACAAAUGUUCUCCUGGGAACUUUCAUGUUAUGGUGGGGCUGGUUGGGUUUCAAUUGUGGCAGCACAUUUGGAAUAAGUGGCAAGAAAUGGAAACUUGCUUCAAGGUCAGCUGUAGUUACAAUCAACGGCUCUAUUGGCGGAGGGAUAAUGGGCAUGAUGUACAGCUACAUUUUCUUCAAAAAGAAGUUAGAUAUUCCGACGUUUGUGACGGGGAUUUUAGCAGGGCUCGUCAGUAUUACAGCUAUCUGUUCCCUCGCUCGCCCAUGGGAAGCUCUUCUUAUUGGUGCAAUCGGCGCCAUGUUGGCAUGUCCCACAUCCGCUCUUCUUGAAAGGCUCAAAAUCGAUGAUCCUGUCAGCUGUGUACCUACACAUGGCUUGGCAGGGAUCUGGGGCCUAUUGGCUGUUGGCUUGUUUGCUGAGAAAGACAUACUGGAACGUACAUUCUCCAACGAGUUUGGACUCUUCAAAGGUGGUCCUUGGAAAUUCGUGGGAGUUCAAUUGCUUAUGUCCGUUGUAAUGGCUGCGUGGGCCGGUCUCACAACAUUACUAGAGCUACUAUUGGUCGAUCGGCUGCUUGGACUUCGCAUGAGCGUUGAGGAUGAGCUACUGGGCGCUGAUAAAGUUGAGCAUGGAAUUGACGAUGACAUUCCCGACCCGAAUCACGAGGAGAAAGAAAGGGAAGGAGACAACAACAUGACAAUAGUAGAACUGGAUCUAAGCGCCUUGGAAAAAGGUGAGAUUGGCACCACUUUGUCCAAAACAGAGAACGGAGGGAAAGAUUCGCGCAAAAUAAUCCGUACCCGAAGGAAACUCCCUCGACUGAAUUGGCGAAGAGCUGUGUCACUGAGAAGCUCUGCAACCAAGAACUCUGGCAAGGGUACAUUUUCAUUAAAAGACGGGUAUAGUAACGGCGGCGUAAGACUUGACGUUAUAACUGAGCUUGCUCAAGAAAACGGAAAUCUGCCGACUUCCACGACGAACAGUAGUGUUUUUCAUACAAGCUAAGACUAGAAACAGAAAACUUAAAAGCGGAAGUGAAGGAGCUGCUUUUUAAACCCCGUUGUCUGCUUUAUUAAAUUUAGGAGAACGUUUUCCAAUCAAACAGUUCGUACAACUACGAAUUAAAAUAAGUAAAUAGACAAAUGAAUAAAGAAGAACGUUUUGUCUA
Messenger RNA from Pocillopora damicornis (cauliflower coral), 3484 nucleotides. Its product is annotated as putative ammonium transporter 3. Gene Ontology annotation, cellular component: plasma membrane. NCBI's taxonomy places the organism in Eukaryota, Metazoa, Cnidaria, Anthozoa, Scleractinia, Pocilloporidae. Gene Ontology annotation, biological process: ammonium transmembrane transport; ammonium homeostasis. Gene Ontology annotation, molecular function: ammonium channel activity. The record is from RefSeq and is a predicted model, not a curated record.